UCUCCCUUUUGGGCCGGGCCUCUUCUUCUGGACUUUGACCGCCUCGGGCCCCGCGUUGGCCGGCAGAGCGAUGUUCUUCGCCUCGGUGGCCAGGAGCAUGGCGAGGGCACCCCGCUUGCUGCAGCCGGUGGCCUCGGGCCGGCUCCCGGGGCGCUACCAGUCCCACCAGGAAGGCCUGCCGCCGCUGCCGGUCCCGCCUUUGCAGCAGACCAUGGAGCGCUACAUGCUGGCCCUCCAGCCCAUCGUCAGCGAGGAGGAGCUCCGCCACACGCGGGAGCUGGUGCAGGACUUCCUCAAGCCGGGGGGUUUCGGGGAGCGGCUGCAGAAGGGCCUGGAGAGGAGGGCCAAGAAGCACGAGAACUGGCUCUCCGACUGGUGGCUGAAGACGGCCUACCUGGAGUACCGCCUGCCGGUGGUGGUGCAUUCCAGUCCCGGCGUGGUUUUGCCUAAACAGGACUUUCAGGACCGGCAGGGCCAGCUCAGGUUUGCAGCCAAGCUGAUCGAAGGCGCCUUGGACUUCAAGACCAUGAUUGACAAUGAGACCUUACCUGUGGAAUACCUGGGCGGGAAGCCGCUCUGCAUGAACCAGUAUUACCAGAUCCUCUCCUCGUGCCGCAUCCCGGGCCCCAAACGGGACUCCGUGGUGAACUACGCCAGAGGGAAGACGCCCUCCACGCACGUCACGGUGGUCCACAACUUCCAGUUUUUCGAGCUGGACGUCUACAGCAGUGACGGGAGCCCCCUCACCACCGACCAGAUCUUCCUCCAGUUGGAAAAGAUCUGGAACACCUCGCUCCAAACCAACAAGGAGCCCAUCGGGAUCCUGACCACGAACCAUCGCAACAGCUGGGCCAAGGCCUACAACAACCUCAUCAAAGACAAGACGAACAAGGAGUCGGUGCGCUCCAUCGAGAAGAGCAUCUUCACCAUCUGCCUGGACGCUCCAAUGCCCCGUGUCUCGGAUGACAUCUACCGCAGCCGGGUGGCCGCCCAGAUGCUGCACGGAGGGGGCAGCCGGUGGAACAGUGGGAAUCGGUGGUUCGACAAGACCCUCCAGUUUAUUGUGGCAGAGGAUGGAUCCUGCGGCUUGGUCUACGAACACGCGCCCUCGGAGGGCCCCCCUAUCGUUGCUAUGUUGGACCACGUUGUGGAGUACACGAAAAAGCCGGAGAUGGUGAGGUCCCCCAUGGUCCCUCUGCCCAUGCCCAAGAAGCUGCGGUUCAACAUCACCCCAGAAAUCAAGAACGACAUCGAGAAGGCCAAACAGAACCUCAACAUCUUGGUCCAGGACUUGGACAUCUCCGCCAUCGUCUUCCACCAGUUUGGGAAGAACUUCCCCAAGUCCCAGAAGAUCAGUCCGGACGCUUUUAUCCAGAUGGCCCUGCAAUUGGCUUAUUACAGGAUGUACAAUGAGGCCUGUGCCACGUACGAAAGUGCCUCGCUCCGCAUGUUCCGCCUCGGACGGACGGACACCAUCCGCUCGGCCUCUGUCGAUUCCCUCAAGUUUGUCCAGGCCAUGGAUGAUUCCGGAAAGCAGGAGCAGGAGAAGGUGGAGCUCUUGAGGCGAGCGACCCAAGCCCAUCGUGCUUACACAGACAUGGCCAUCCGAGGGGAUGCCAUUGACCGCCAUCUCCUGGGCCUGAAGCUCCAGGCCAUAGAGGACCUGGUGAGCAUGCCGGAGCUCUUCAUGGACACCUCCUUCGCCGUGGCCAUGCACUUCAACCUCUCCACCAGCCAGGUUCCUGCCAAGACCGACUGCGUGAUGUGCUUCGGUCCAGUCGUCCCCGAUGGUUACGGCAUCUGCUACAACCCCAUGGACGACCACAUCAACUUUGCCAUCUCCGCCUUCAACAGCUGUGGCGAAACCAAUGCCGCCCGCAUGGCGCACUAUUUGGAAAAGGCCCUUUUGGACAUGCGCCUCCUGCUGCAGUCGAACCCCAGAUCCAAGCUUUAAGGAGGAGCGAGUCCGUGGUUAGGAGCGUUGUGACUCCCAAUGUCCGAACACCCACCAUAUUGAUGAGAACGGGCUCCACCUGGAUCGAAAGUGCAAGUUUUGUACAGUAUCAAUGUGCCUUUUUCUUGUGAUUCGGAAAGUGCCCUUCUCCCUCCCAGAGGAGUAUUUUCUUGGAGGGCAAGUAAUGCCAACCGACACUUGUAUUCUCAGCAUGCCAUUUUUUCUGUUUUUGCUGUGGAAACAAAAAUACAGCCUUUCCCUUGUAUGUAAGAAGAGGAGAUAAAGCCAUAUACAUAAUGGCAACUGAAAGAACAAAGCGUCAAAGAGAAGAAAACAGGAGUGAUGGAACACGAUGGCAAGCGGAAAGACUUAAAUCUAGUAAUGUAUGUCUUUUUUUGGAUUGAGAAUGUAAUUCUGAGUGAAUCCAAACACCCUUUUAGAUUGUGCCAAAAAAGAUCCCCCCCUUUUA
Anolis sagrei ordinatus is the source of this 2423-nucleotide messenger RNA. RefSeq names its product carnitine O-acetyltransferase (gene CRAT). NCBI's taxonomy places the organism in Eukaryota, Metazoa, Chordata, Lepidosauria, Squamata, Anolidae. The record is from RefSeq and is a predicted model, not a curated record. Gene Ontology annotation, cellular component: peroxisome. Gene Ontology annotation, molecular function: carnitine O-acetyltransferase activity. Gene Ontology annotation, biological process: carnitine metabolic process, CoA-linked.